Molecule: messenger RNA, 1733 nt
Organism: Leptidea sinapis
Lineage: Eukaryota; Metazoa; Arthropoda; Insecta; Lepidoptera; Pieridae
Product: zinc finger protein SNAI2-like
Exons: 2
Coding region: 133-1251 (372 amino acids)
Biological process (GO): regulation of DNA-templated transcription
Molecular function (GO): DNA-binding transcription factor activity, RNA polymerase II-specific; RNA polymerase II cis-regulatory region sequence-specific DNA binding
Source: RefSeq, a predicted model, not a curated record
CCUGUGCGCACGUACGAUCACGUACCGUUUGCUCAGACACGACUCCCGCGCAACUCGUGCAGCUUGGACUAUACAGUGAACUUGUGAUUUAAUAUUGAACUAUUUAUCAUUGAGUGAUAGUGAAGUGUGAAGAUGCUCAUCGAAGACUCGCAGUCGGCUCGGGCGAUGAUGACGAAGAAGUACGCGCACUGUCCGCUGAAGAAGCGGCCGGUGUUGGUCCGGGAGGAGCGACCGGCGACGCCGCCUACUUCACCGCCUCACCCCGCCCACAUCUCUAGCAGACUCUACUUUGAUUACAAUCAUUGUGAUAUGGAAAAUGAUGAACCAGAAAAUCUUAGCACCAAACCGGAAGAUCUUUCUAAAACUGGAAAUUACCCCAAAAAGGCUUCGUCACCAAUUGCCACUGCAUCAAUAAAAAUGGAACCCAGAGAGUGGUCACAGCAGCAAAUAGAUUAUCUCGCAGCCUGCCGUGCAAGACUCGAGCCAACCACCGAACUGGCCCGACCAACUCCUCAGUAUGCCUACUUGCCAACAUUAUACCCUGGUUACCCUCUAGAAGAACUGUACCCGGCUGCUCCAGUGCUGUCACCACCUGCUCAUCCUCAGUUAUAUUCUCAUUACUCACCAGCAUCACCGCCUUCAUCAUGCUCACCACCUCCUUGCCCCGAAGACCUGCGCUCACCUGGUUCCGUGUCUUCAGACUCCGGCGUAUCAGUAACUGCACCACGGCGCCCCAGAUAUCAGUGCCCAGAUUGUGCCAAGUCCUACUCAACAUAUUCGGGACUAUCCAAACAUCAGCAAUAUCACUGUGCUGCAGCAGAAGGAAGCCUGGCGAGGAAAUCAUUUAGUUGCAAAUAUUGCGCGAAAGUUUACACAUCGCUGGGUGCCCUAAAAAUGCAUAUCCGGACCCAUACUUUGCCAUGCAAGUGUCACCUGUGUGGAAAGGCGUUUUCUCGUCCGUGGCUCUUGCAGGGACACAUUCGCACUCACACCGGUGAAAAGCCAUUUUCUUGCCAUCAUUGUCGUCGAGCUUUUGCUGAUCGGUCGAACUUGCGAGCUCACUUACAAACCCAUUCGGACGUUAAGAAAUAUUCGUGCUCUGGUUGUGGCAAGACAUUCUCCAGAAUGUCUCUGCUAAGUAAGCAUUUGGAAGGUGGCUGCGUUGCCCCGGGCUCCUCCCCUUACGAGUACCGUCCAGAAGGACAUGCACACCAGAGUCUGGUGCCUCCACCGACAGUCCACGCAUAUUAAUAAGGCUAAGCUCAACUUGUUCCCGAUCUCUAUAAUGGAACUGAUCGCCUACUACUGUCUAUAUCGUAUUAUUUAUAUUUAAAUUAUUAUUGUAAAAAGAACUUUAAUAUAACGUGUGCUAGAGUUUGAUAAUCGUGUGUAUUAUUAGGGACCAAUAUUGUGUAAAAACGUUAGUUGUAUUGUUAAUAAUUAUUAAGUUAUUGUAUUAUAGAAACCUGUGCCAUUUUGGCAUCGCUAGUCAUAUGGCAUUUUGCCGAGUGUCAUACACAAUAAUAUAUUUUUGUAACCUUUUGUUUGUAUCGUAAGCCGUGUACAAAGUGCCUUAAUUAUAAAGUAUUAAUAUAUUUGAGAUGUUUGUUCGCGUUUAAAAGCUACUAUAAUUUAAUAAGAUUUAAAAAGUAGUUUGAGGCUAUAAAUAUUGUCUAUCUACGUUCCUUUCUGUUACCUCCGACAGCAGAAUAAUUAAAAAGUUAUAUUUUGAA